GGGCAGGCGAAGAGGUAGGUACCUUGUUUGCUCGUCGAGCUUUGAUAUUUGCAUCUCGAACACGAAAGUGUGGCCGCAGCGCGCGAUAGAAGCGCGUUAACACGUCCAUUCAUUUGAACAAUGUCGAUUGGUUGAGGAAUCAUGUCGCGAUCACGUGAGUAUCGAGCCACAGUCCUGCAAGUGCAACACCGCGCGGCGCCCGCCAAUCUUCAGUGAGCCCGUACAACUCCACCACGCAUUCACACUCCUGCUCCUGCCCUUUCGAGAGAUUCAAAUCACUCUUCACUCGCGCUUUUAACAUGACUUGGGUACUUGGCUGGCCCCUCUACCACCGCGACGCGAUCAAGAUCGCCAAGAAGCACAAUCUUGUCAAGGACCCCAAUGCGGAUGACUACUAUGCUCUCAUCCAAGCAGCCCGGCUGUGGGUCGCAGACCAAGUCGGAAUCAUCCCCGUACUUGGAUGCUGGGUCAACGAUAUGCCGGAGAUCGUCUAUGCCGCAUAUGUCGACUACGGCAGCAAACCUCGUCCCCCUCGUAAGCUCGUCCGUGAGGAGAUGAUGAGCAGGAAGCAGCAUCGCCUCCUCAAGCGUGCGAUGCCGCUGAAGGAUUUCGGCUGGUACCAGCAUAACGAUCCAUCAUGCGUGCUCUACAAGGACACGGUUUACGUGGACAUCGAAGAUGAAGACGAGGGCCGUGAAGACGACCACGAUACGGAUAGUGAUACAGCCACAAUGAGCGACCUCACAAGUCAUGCCACGAAUGGCUCAGACGACGGCGCCGAGAGCGAUACUGAGACGGUGACCGAUGGUGCGAUCUCGAGGGCGGACGUCUCUCCAAACGAUUCCAAUGUUUCUGGGUCGGUAGAGUCAUUGUCAACGGUGUUCGAUGCAAACUGCACCAUCGUUGACUCGGAAGCGCGGCCCUAAUCCAAACCGAUUGAUGCCAUGUCAUGUCUUCAUGCCCACUUAUCGCCGCGCUGGAUUUGGAGACUGUACCAUGUAUCGAUUAUUCGUUUCUCUUGUACCAUUACGCCCUGAUUGACGUCAGCAUUCCUUUAUGUACAAUCUGUUCCAUGUUGGUAUUAUCUACUGUUUCGACCACACUGAUGUUCCCCACACUUCAUCGAAGUAUCACCGUGUAACUGUAUAGAGCCUGUACGCGGUGUCCGCGAACAAUAUUAAUCCACUGAUGAUCGCGCUCA
This is a messenger RNA of Rhodofomes roseus, 1201 nucleotides long. RefSeq lists its product as uncharacterized. NCBI's taxonomy places the organism in Eukaryota, Fungi, Basidiomycota, Agaricomycetes, Polyporales, Fomitopsidaceae. The record is from RefSeq and is a predicted model, not a curated record. The transcript is spliced from 3 exons. The coding region runs from base 300 to 926 and encodes 208 amino acids.